GUUUGAAAAUAGCAAACAGGAAGAGCGCGCAAGCAAUGCAGCCAACGAGUGAAAGAUUGGUAGGUAAAGCGACCACCAAGACGACAACAAUGCUGAAACCUUUUAGAAAAACCCCAGCGCUGAACGAGGCGAAUUUGCUGCUGGUGGAAAACGAGGAGCAGCUUCAGUGCAAGUUGGCUGAUCUUAUCCUGCAAAAUGAGAAGGAUGGCUUCAACAUCAAAGUACGGCUGGCUCGACAACUCCCGUUGCCUGUGGAUGGGGAAGACAGUCGUCCACGGAUUGACCUCGUUGUGUUCAUUGUGAACCUAAUGUCUGAGCGCAGCUUGCAGUCUGUAGAAAAGUCAAUCAAAUGUCUGGACCCUGCAUUCUUCCUGGGCAAGGUGUGCUUUCUGGUGACUGGAGCUCGAUGCUUGUCGGUCUCCAAGGAUAACCUGUUGACGGUCAGGAAAAUGGCUGCAUUGUUGCACUGUCCCUUGCUGUUUGCUGAGGAUCAGACGAGUGAAGGGGUGACCACCGUGGCGGUUAGACUACUGAGCAUGCUCAAAGUGGCGGCAGGUCUGGUGCCCAUGGCAACAGGUCUUCAGCUGAACACCCUGGCCCACUGUGUCAUGCCCACGGACAUGGAGGAGAUCGACCUACUGUCCUGAGACAGGAACGCUCAAGCCAUGUUCAUUUUUGUAUAUAUACGUAUGCAUACAGGUGCUGUUUCUGUGCACAUUGCUGGGGUGCAUUUCUGAAAAACAAAGUUGCUUACUACAUUAGCUACUUUGUUGUUUUCAAUGCAUUUUCCCAUUGGCAACUACCAAAGUUGCUAACAGGCUAUUAUUAUAUGGUGUGACGUCAUCGGUCGAAUGCUCCAUUCAUUUCAACGUUCGCACGUCUGUUAUUUUUCGAUAACGGACGGGUUGGUCUAUAACAGACCGCUGUCAAUGGCAACAAGACUUUUCACUGCUAAAGCGACUUUUCAACAAGACUCUAAUCAGCUGCUGUGAUAGACAACACCUGUUGUCCUGGCUACCUAGCUGUUGCCUAGCGAUGUUCCACAACGGCACUGUUUUGUUUUGCGCAGCAACAAUCUUAACAUUAAAUAGGCCUAAAGAAAUGUCCCCGCCAUGUGUGAAUCAUUUAAGUAUAUCCAUAUAAUAAGCGGGUUAACUUUCGGCGAGUCGGUCGCUUUGUGGAAUAGCAGCACUUCAGAGAGAACAAGACCCCUCCGCUCCGCGUCGGGGUCUAAAGAUUCUCUCUGUCGUGCUGCUAUUCCACGGUAGCGACCUUCUCGCCGAACGUUAACCCUUACAUAAUGCACCCCUGUUUUGUUGUACAUGCUACAGGCACACGUGUUUCUUUUAUUUAAUAUACGUUAUGUCUGUAUUGGUUAUGCAUGUAUAAUUGUACUGUAUGCAUGUGUUGUACAGUGUCUGUGUUUUUCUGUCUGUCUUUUUUUUAAUUGUCUUGUGUUUUUUUU
Molecule: messenger RNA, 1465 nt
Organism: Engraulis encrasicolus (European anchovy)
Lineage: Eukaryota; Metazoa; Chordata; Actinopteri; Clupeiformes; Engraulidae
Gene: pane1
Product: proliferation associated nuclear element
Exons: 6
Coding region: 36-647 (203 amino acids)
Source: RefSeq, a predicted model, not a curated record